Suillus discolor is the source of this 447-nucleotide messenger RNA. RefSeq lists its product as uncharacterized. NCBI's taxonomy places the organism in Eukaryota, Fungi, Basidiomycota, Agaricomycetes, Boletales, Suillaceae. The record is from RefSeq and is a predicted model, not a curated record. The transcript is spliced from 2 exons. The coding region runs from base 144 to 359 and encodes 71 amino acids.
GGGCUAUUGAUGGUUGUUUGUAAGUAGAACUAUUAAUGUCAGAACGCUAGCCAGAGUGCCAAGGCAAGGUCAAGACUGUUGUGCACUUUGGGGCAACCAGUGGAACAUUGGUGUCCUAUGAUGCCCUAGUGACGUGUCCUGUGAUGCUCCGAGUCCCCAGUGUCGGUUGUCUUGUACUUAUUCUAGUACGCAGCACAUCUGUCUUAUAUAGUACCUUCAAAGUAAUGCACUCUCCUUUUGAAUACUAUACUAAGAGUACAGUUGUGUUAACUUGUGCAUCACUCAACGACUUGACAGUGAUGGCAUCAUUAACAUUGUUCGAAUUCACUGGCAGAGUGCGCCAAGGAGAGAACAGGUGAAAGCACUCCAACGGAGCAAGAGACAUCAAGCUAGGGGCAAUGGCUGGGAAACGCCACAAGCUACUAACGAACAACUCAUCGUCAGUGU